Messenger RNA from Capsella rubella, 1244 nucleotides. Its product is annotated as histone deacetylase HDT3. The record is from RefSeq and is a predicted model, not a curated record. The coding region runs from base 100 to 999 and encodes 299 amino acids. The transcript has 8 exons. NCBI's taxonomy places the organism in Eukaryota, Viridiplantae, Streptophyta, Magnoliopsida, Brassicales, Brassicaceae.
ACUUGACGCCCUAAAACCGCUCCGGAGUGACGAAUCGCUCUAAUCUUCUUCUAGAACCUUCUUCUUCGUCGCCUUCUCAGGUCACUUCUUCUCACGACGAUGGAGUUCUGGGGUGUUGAAGUUAAGCAGGGCGCACCACUUCAUGUGGAUCCUGGGGUAGAUAUGCUCGUGCACAUCUCACAGGCUGCUUUGGGAGAGAAUAAGAACAAUGUAAACGAACCCAUCAAGCUUUACCUGAGAGUUAAAGAUAAAAAGCAUAUCAUUGGGGUGCUAUCUCAUGACAAGAUUCCUCAGCUGGCCACGGAGAUUGUGUUGGAAAGGAAUUUUGAGCUGUCUCACAGUUGGAAGAAUGGCAGCGUUUUCUUCUCUGGUUACAAAGUUGAUGCAUCUGAUCCUGAGAAUGAGAAUAUGACUGAUGAUGGUCUCGCGGUUGCUAGUAACGAAGCUGAGCCAGCUGUUGCAAAAUCAGGUGUGAAACAGGUGAACUUUCAGUUGCCAAAUGAAGAUGUCCAAGCCAAGCAAGAUGAUGACGAUGAUGAUAGUGAGGAUGAUUCUUCAGAUGAUGAUGAUGAUGACUCUUCUGAAGAAUCUGGAGACGAGGAGGAAAAGACGGUUACUGCUGAAGGUGACAGUGAUGAAGAUGACUCAUCAGACGACGAUGAAGAGGACUCAUCAGAGGAGGACACCCCAAUAAAGCCUGAGGAACCCAAGAAGAGGUCUGCAGAAGCCAACUCCUCAAAGAACACUGCUUCCAACAAGAAGGCUAAGUUUGUAACUCCCCAGAAAUCAGAGUCUAAGAAGCCGCAUGUCCACGUUGCAACUCCUCAUCCAUCAAAACAGGCGGGUAAGAAUUCUGGUGGAAGCAGCAAUGGAGAGUCGUUGAAGCAGCAGCAGACACCAAAGUCUCCAAGUCAUGGGUGCAAGUCAUGCACGAGAAGCUUUACUUCGGAAAUGGCAUUGCAGUCUCACACAAAGGCAAAACACAGUGCGGCUGCUUGAAAAUCAUAAGAAGAAGAAGAAGCUCUAUGACUCUAGUCGUUAUAAUCUCUACUUAAGAAGUUUGUUGAUGCCUUUUGGUGUUCAAAACUGGAACUUGCGAGUGAGCCAGUUUUAGUUGGUCUUUUUUUCCUCAGGCGUUUGAACUUUUUUCUUAAUCGUUUCGGUACUUGAAACUUUGCUAAACCUUUGUUUGUGUUUAGUGCUAAUAUGGAUAUAUAUUAUUUAUUAGAGUCUUUAUGGAGGUU